Hirsutella rhossiliensis is the source of this 1518-nucleotide messenger RNA. Its product is annotated as ACR, yagE family protein. NCBI's taxonomy places the organism in Eukaryota, Fungi, Ascomycota, Sordariomycetes, Hypocreales, Ophiocordycipitaceae. The transcript has 4 exons. Bases 1 to 1518 code for a protein of 505 amino acids. The record is from RefSeq and is a predicted model, not a curated record.
AUGGAGCCCGGAAACAACGACGAGAACACGCCGCUGCUGCUGGCCACGCCCGCCCCGUCGGCAGGCAACCGGCCAAGGAACCCGCGCACCGUCACCUUCAGCCCCGAUCCCGUCACCCGCACCAUCGAGCCCGAGCCGCACCUUGUCCGAUCCACCGCCGCCCAUCACCAUGGCCUCACCCCGGGUUCCGGCACCGCCCUCGCGCCCCCCGUCCUCGCCGCCCUCAACAAUAAGCUCCGGAGGCGCUACAGUCACGGCGCUUCCCCCGUCGCCCUGCCCCCCCCCGUCGGCUCCAAGAUCGGGCCCCAGAGGAGCACUAAGAAGACGGAGAAGCUCAAGCUGCUGCCCAACCCGGACCUCGACGACGGCGAGGACGAGGAGAGCGGCCGCGAUGUCUACUCGCAGUACACCCGCAUCAAGGACCCGACUGCGAGAAGAGACGCCGCGCGCCUCGGCAAAAGCGACCGCAGCCGUCUCCCCCGCGUCACCGCCUACUGCACUGCCAACCGAUACGACAUGGACGGCCUCAUGCGCUUCCUCAAGGGCCGUGGCAAGGCCCGCGGCGCCAACCCCAAGCGCAUCGACGAGUGCAUAUACACCCCGUACGCCUACACCAAACCCGCCCAAGUCGCACACCCGCCAUCCUUGAGGACGCAACCGCGGAGACACUCCACCGGCGGCGGCUCCUUUGACGACGAUGCCCACUUACAGGCAGCCCGUGCCGACCUGCGUGACUCGUCUGACGAGGGACUGCUCUUGUCCAGCGUCGCCGAGGAGGUGCCAGUGCACGCGCCUGACGACCUCCCCGACUUUGACGUCCAGGUGCACACGCCAGAGGUCUUUCUCUUCGACUACGGCGUCAUCGUCGUCUGGGGCAUGCUCGAGUCUCAAGAGGCCAGGUUCCUGAGGGACAUUGCCAAGUUUGAGGUGGAGAAGCUCGCGCCCGACGACGUCGAGACGGAGCACUUUAACUUUUACUAUACCCGCGAAUACCAGGCGCGCAUCUACAACGACUUUAUCACCCUGAGAGACAAGCACAACUACAUGACCAAGCUGGCAAUAUCCCACGCUCUCGCGCAAAGCGUCAAGACAUCCCUAUUCGAAGAGUUGAUUGCUUCCACGGUGGACACGUGCAAGGACAUCCCCACGCAGAUUGCGCUGACAGGCAAGAUCGAUCUGAGCCGGUCGCAGAUCAACAUGCAGAUCGGCGAGCUCUUCAUCCUCCGCAUCAACAUCCACCUCAACGGAUCCGUCCUCGACACCCCCGAGCUCUUCUGGGUCGAGCCCCAGCUGGAGCCCGUGUACCAGGCCGUGAGGAGCUACCUGGAGAUGGACCAGCGCGUCGCUCUCUUGACGGAGCGCCUCGAUGUCAUUGCCGACCUGCUUGCCGUCCUCAAGGACCAGCUGAGUCAUGGCCAUGACGAGAAGCUUGAGUGGAUUGUGAUUGUACUGAUAGCCAUGGAGAUCGUGGUUGCCGCCAUCAACAUCGUCGUGGACCUGUAUGCGGGCGAAGUAUAA